Molecule: messenger RNA, 717 nt
Organism: Mercurialis annua (annual mercury)
Lineage: Eukaryota; Viridiplantae; Streptophyta; Magnoliopsida; Malpighiales; Euphorbiaceae
Product: ricin-like
Exons: 1
Coding region: 1-717 (238 amino acids)
Biological process (GO): negative regulation of translation
Molecular function (GO): rRNA N-glycosylase activity
Source: RefSeq, a predicted model, not a curated record
AUGCGUGCCACUGGUGGUUCACUUCUAGUGCAACUUUCAAAUGGCGAAACGAAAUCUGUUACAUUCGCGAUAAGUGUGACUAAUGCAUAUAUAAUUGCUUUUCGUGCUGGAAGUUAUGUGCACUAUUUUCCAGGUACUCCGCAAACUGAGGUUCAAAAUGCUUUCCCAGAUGUUGCACCUGAAAAUCGGCAUCAACUCCCUUUCGGAGAGAGUUAUACAUCUCUAGAUAAAGCAGCAAAUGGUACUGGUAGAGAAGAACUCGAUCUGGGAGCAGAUCCACUACAGCGUGCUGUCUCGUCACUCUAUUAUAACUGUAGAAACGGGCGAAUCAGUCGCGGAGCCCAAGCAGUACAUCCAGCUAGACAUCUUAUAGUUUCCAUUCAAAUGAUUGCGGAGUCUGCACGAUUUUACAUCAUUUCAGGGAGAAUAUCCGCGUGGAUUUAUAACUCCGAGCAAAAUCCUCCAGAGCCUGACAUGCUUGAAUAUGAAAAUAGCUUGGGAGGACUCUCAAGACGAAUACAGGAGUCUGGAGAAAACGGAGUAUUUGAUGCAGCUCAGUUAAGAGAUCGUCGCAAUCAGCCUAUAUUUGUAUCCAACGUGAAUGAUUUUUACGUUAGAUGUGCCAUAGCUUUGAUGAUAUAUGUGUGUCGACCGCAUCAGCAAUCUCAGUUUUCUCGGCUCAUCAUUAUUAAGGAUGAUACUUCUGUUUUGAAAUAA